This is a messenger RNA of Pyricularia pennisetigena, 1494 nucleotides long. RefSeq lists its product as uncharacterized. NCBI's taxonomy places the organism in Eukaryota, Fungi, Ascomycota, Sordariomycetes, Magnaporthales, Pyriculariaceae. The transcript has 3 exons. The record is from RefSeq and is a predicted model, not a curated record. The coding region runs from base 1 to 1494 and encodes 497 amino acids.
AUGGCGGACCCUGCCGCCUCUGCAGCUGCUCGAACUCCCGACUCCGAAGUAUCGCCAUUAUCGAAGCCAAAUCAGGAAGACGGCAAAGCUGGUUACUUCCCGCCCAAGACCGACGGGAGCGACGGCAGCGAUCGAGAUGAGACGCCGUACCCGACUAUCAAAGAGCCGUCGCCCAGCCCGUCGGUGCGCACAGAAGACGAUGCCUCGACCGUAGCGCAGGAUCCAUCAAGCAACAGCAGUGCGCCGUCUCGCGGCACUCUUUCGGCCAGGUCGUCGAUCGCAUCCGUUGUCUUCCGCCCGCCUCGCAACUUAGCUCUGCCACAAGGUGCGCAGCGGAAAACCGACGGUAACCGUCUCCGGAACUCGUCACCGCGACCAGAGAGGUUUCGGCAUCACGUUUCCUUUGACAACAUCCCAGUCGGCGAGGCAACCAAGAACAAUGUGCUGGGCUACACGAUCAAUCUGACGCAUGAUGGCUAUCAGCCCAAGCGACGCUCGCGCACCAUGAUGGCCGGCGUUGACCAGCAUUUCUAUUCUGACUAUGCACUACAGUGGCUGCUCGAGGAGUAUGCGGAGGACGGAGAUGAGGUCAUUUGCGUGCAUGUUUCGGAAAGAGACAGCCGUGACGACAAAAACUACAAGCCGAAAGCCCAGGCAAUGGUUGAGAGGAUAAAGCAGAAGAUUCCUCCGGACUGUGCCAUUAGCAUCAAGCUGGAGUAUGCCGUUGGAAAACUACACGAGACUUUCCAGAAGCUGCCCUCAAUGCUAGUCGUCGGCACACGCGGCCGAUCCCUUGGAGGCAUUCAAGGACUCGUCAACACGCGAAACUCUUUCUCAAAGUACUGUUUACAAUACUCGCCAGUGCCGACGGUAGUGGUUCGCGACAUCGACAAACGCAAGAAGAAAAAAGAGAAGCGGAGCCAGGAUCCGAACAGGCAGAGCUAUCUUUCCAUGCUGGCCUCCAACGACGGAAAGCACGAGGCGGACAGCGAGAACAGCAGUCUGUAUGAGCUGGAGGCAAGGCUCUCGCCCGACGAGGAAGCCCACAGGGUCGCCGCAGCUAUUGGCCUUCCGAGCUCAUUCGACCCCACAAUCGAGGGUGUUGCUCUUGAAUCGCGGAUGCAUCCACGAAUGCACAGCAUACCGACUUCGCCUCUGAAGGAGACUUUCCACGCCGAAGAGGUCGCCAGCGCUCUGGCGGCCGUGCCUGCACCACCUUCGACACUCGGUGGCAGUGAUGAUGAUGAUGAGAGCGCCGACGACUCUGGCGACGAGUUUGAGGUCAUGUCUGGCGAGCAGAUCAUUGCUAAGGGCGGUCAGGGCAACCCAGAUGAGAAGAUCAAAAAGACGAAGCUGCACCAAAUGGAGGUUGCCGAGGCGGCGGCGCUACGCGAGCAACCAGUUGACGAUGAUGAUGACGACGACGACGACGACGAUAAUACUCAGGGCGGCCCGGGAAGUCAAAGUGGCCAGGGACUGAAGGGAAAGCCUUGA